AUGUUAGAAGGGGAGUUUGAAGCGGGAAAUGGAGACACUGGCGCUGGAAAAGCAAUCACAGCGCUAGAAAUUUAUCCACAAAGGUUGAGUGAAACCCCGCAGGAGAGGAGGAUAGACAAGGAGGCCGUCGUAGCGAAUUAUGGGCUGAUAGAUUUGGGGUUCAACGGGCCGACGUUAACUUGGAAUAAUAGAAGAAAAGGCACAACAAAUGUGAGAAAAAUGCUGGAUAGAAAUAUGUGUAACUCGGAAUGGAGAAUAGAGUUCCCAGAGGCAAAUGUCAAGCACUUGGCUCGUACCCAUUUGGAUCAUCACCCAAUGUUGCUGGAUAUGCAGGGGAAGUUGUAUGCAGAAGAACCAAUAUCAGCUCAGGACAACUCGUGUUACCCCAAUGGAUUUUCAUGUAUAGACGGGAGGAAGUUACAAGCACUGGGUAGGAUUGUAACUCCAAGGGAGGUCAAGGAUGUGAUGUUCAGCAUUAAAGCCUGUAAAGCUCCAAGACCUGAUAGGAUAUAUGCAGGUUUUUAUCAUAACUUUUGGCAUCUGGUGGGGGCUAGUAUAGUGGACUUUGCCACACAAACCUUUCGAAGUAAGACAAUACCGAAAGAGAUAAAUGGCACUCUGAUUUCCCUAAUUCCAAAGGUGGCAAACCCAACGAGCAUCACUCAGUUUAGACCGAUAUCGCUCUGUAAUGUUUCUUACAAAGUGGUGACAAAGAUCUUAGUUGCAAGGAUUCGUCCUCUAAUGGCAGAGUUGAUGGCUCCGAACCAAAGUAGCUUUAUCCCAGGGAGACAUAUUAGUGACAAUGUAAUUAUUGCACAAGAGAUUAUCCACAAUAUGAGACAAAAACAAGGGAAAAAAGGUUACGUGACGGUUAAAAUUGAUUUAGAGAAAGCUUAUGAUCGUCUGAGUUGGCAUUUUUUGAAGGAAACCUUGGAGAUAGUGAACUUCCCUACGAGCCUUGUUUCUCUAAUCAUGAGCUGUGUGCAGGCAUCAAGCAUGGAAGUUUUAUGGAAUGGAGAACGCACUGCACCUUUAAUACCAGCAAGAGGGCUCCGUCAAGGGGAUCCCCUCUCACCAUAUUUGUUUGUCCUCUGCAUGGAAAGGUUGGGGCACCUGAUCAGUAGUGAGGACCAAUUGGAAGCCAUACAAGCAGUUCAAGUCUAUGGAGGAGUUGGGAAUGAGGACAGAUUAUCAUGUGGUCUGACAGCGAAUGGAGACUUUACAAUGGCAUCUGCUUAUAAGAUAAACAAGCAAGGCACUUACAUGCUACUGAGCUCUGUGACCUAUGCAAAUCGAGACCAUGCACUAAGGGGCUAUCGGUGGAUCAGUGAAGUUUGGAGCAAGUUGGUCCAUCCUCUGCAGCGGCGAACAUUUAACACUAAAUCUCUAAUUCAAUGGGUUGAUUGGAAUAUUAGGCAAAAGGACAUUGGGAGGAUGAAGGAAGUGUACUGGCCUAUGUUAUUCCAGCAAGUGGUUUACUGGGCAUGGUCUACACGGAAUGAAGUUACACAUCAAAGUGUGCUGACAAAGCCACGAGAAAUCCAGGUGAAUCAAGUGCCGAAGAUCUUACAAGGAAUGAUCAAAGAUGUUGGCUUCAGGGAUUUGGUGUAA
Messenger RNA from Coffea arabica (coffee), 1611 nucleotides. The record is from RefSeq and is a predicted model, not a curated record. NCBI's taxonomy places the organism in Eukaryota, Viridiplantae, Streptophyta, Magnoliopsida, Gentianales, Rubiaceae.